Penicillium salamii is the source of this 996-nucleotide messenger RNA. NCBI's taxonomy places the organism in Eukaryota, Fungi, Ascomycota, Eurotiomycetes, Eurotiales, Aspergillaceae. The record is from the annotation of a GenBank genome assembly.
AUGUCGAGCGCCGACCUUACCGGCCGCACCUUCAGCCUCGCUGAUCGCGAUUCCGAUGGCCGAUUCGCAGAACGUACCAUAGUCGCCUGUCUUAUAGGUAUUGCGUGGUACAAUGCCUUGGAAUUGAUCGUUCUGUGUUUCACAACCUUCAAGCGAUAUGGCGGGUGCUACUUUUGGUGUCUCCUCAUUGCCUCCUUCAGCAUCAUCCCAUUUGGCCUGGGAUACCUCCUUAUCAUUUACAACAUCUACACCAAUUUAUUCCCCGUUGCCAUGGAAUUGGUCGCUUGGGUGGGCAUGGUCACUGGCCAGUCAUUGGUACUCUGGUCUCGACUCCAUCUCGUCUGUCACAACCCCAGCGUCCUGCGCGCCACUCUCGCCAUGAUCAUCAUCGACGCCAUAAUCCUCCAUAUCCCAGGCUCGGUUCUCGAAUUGGGCAGCCACGCAACCAAAUCUACUAUUUUUGAUACCGGAUUCAACAUUUUCGAGCGCAUCCAGCUGGUUGGAUUUUCCAUACAAGAAAUCAUUCUCUCCGUCAUUUACGCCUGGGAGGGCGUGCGGCUCUUGAAUCUUCGCCCCAGAGGCCACUAUAGAGGCACAUUGGUGCAGCUCUUGAUUGUGAAUAUCGCCAUGAUUCUCAUGGACGCAGCCGUUAUAGGAGUUCAGUACUCCGGUCUAUUUGACAUCCAUGUCACCCUGAAAGCCCUGGUCUACAGCAUCAAACUCAAGUUGGAAUACGCUAUUCUGGGCAAGCUGGUUGAUAUCACCGAGAUCGGGGGUAGCAGUACGGAUCCUACCGACCUAUCGGACUUUGUGGAUCUUUCAUUCCACAACAAUGGAACACCUCAACCCGAUAUAGAUGAGGCCCGAUUUGCAGAUAACCUAGAGAACGGUACUCGCACCCGUGUGCGAGUUUCCUCGAAAGGGUCGUCCACUAAUCCGCUCACACGGACUCUCUCUGCUGCACAAACGCCGAGUCUGACAAAUUCGGAUAUUUGA